Lynx canadensis (Canada lynx) is the source of this 1265-nucleotide messenger RNA. It is a transcript of the gene MS4A3, whose product is annotated as membrane spanning 4-domains A3. The record is from RefSeq and is a predicted model, not a curated record. Lineage: Eukaryota; Metazoa; Chordata; Mammalia; Carnivora; Felidae. Bases 222 to 860 code for a protein of 212 amino acids. The transcript is spliced from 7 exons. Gene Ontology annotation, cellular component: membrane.
GGUGCCCGUGUGGUUGGCACACUCUUCAGUCAGCCAGCACCACAUUUUCACCGACUCCUCUAGAGUGUUGCCUCAGGCAAAGGUACGUUAAGCCUGAGUCCGAAGAGGCUGCAGUUUUCCAGAAAGGACACCGUCGCUGUCAUUACUGAGAGUCUCCUACUCGGCUUCAGAGGCAAGACGUCUUCCAACGCUUGAAGCCUCCAAGCCAUCAAUAACCCCAGAUGGCCUCCCAAGGAGAUGAGAAUGCAGAACUGGAGGCAGCCUCAGCAGGUGGUACCCCAGCGAGCCAGGUGGAACCAGAGGUGGUGAAUAACUCUGUCUACCAGCCCAUUAAUGGAUCACAAAAUCACCAGAAGGAGAAGUUACAGGCCCUUGGGGCCGUCCAGAUCAUGAAUGGAGCAACAAUUCUGGCUCUGGGUGUUUUUCUAGGUGCCUUACAAAGCAUAUUUCGUCUCUUCCGCCCAUUUUUCUUGGUCUUCUACACAGGCUACCCACUAUGGGGUGCUGUUUUUUUUAUUGUUUCAGGAUCCUUGUCUGUUGCAGCUGGGAGAAAGCCCACAAAAAAGUUGGUGGAACACAAUUUUGGAAUGAAUAUUGCCAGCACUACCAUUGCUCUAGUUGGGUUUGUUUUGGUCUCGAUCAAUUUAGCAGUUAAUAAGUAUUCUCUCAAGGAAUGUCCGUCUUCACAGUCACUGGACUUAUGCAUUUGCAUGGACAUCUUAUCAAACGGCAUCAUGUCUCUAAUGCUCAUCCUUACCUUGCUGGAAUUAUGCAUCAGCAUCUCUGUUUCAGCCAUGUGGUGUGCAGAAAAUGCAUGUAAUUCCAGAGAGGCGAUUUCCUCACCUGGUAAUUCUGUGUAAGCAGAAAUGCCUCCUGAUGAAACUAAAUCUGAGAGCAAGGAAGUUCAACCUCAACUCUCCAAUGAGUCAGAGCUUCAUCAAAGACCUCAGGAAGACAGGAGCCUCCUCUCUUUACAGCACGAAGCAUGAGAAACUUGAAUAUCUGACUCAACUUUUUUGUUUUUGUAAAUUCUGUGCUCUCCACUCCAAAGUUGUUCCCAUAAUCGGUGCUCUUUCUUCUUACCCACCUACUCCAUUGCCUUACAAGGUUUAAAGGAAGCAGGCAGAAUAAUUCCCGUUUUAUGAAUUCUCUCUAAAUCCAACUCCGAACCACCCAUUGAGAAGGAAAAUGAGUCAGAUGUUUUUUGCAUUGCAGAAAAAUGCUUCUUGACUUUAGCUGACGUCGGCAUUGUAAAACCUCAAAUA